CUAGAAGAGAUGGAGGCUGAAAUGGCUCUUUUUGAGCAGGAGGUUCUUGGCGGACCAGUACCAGUGACGGGAAAUACACCUGUCAUCGAGGCCCUGCCUAUGGCUCUGGCUGUUCCAGCUGUUCAAGUCGUGCGACCAAUCAUAGGCACCAACACCUACAGACAGGUCCAACAGACAUUAGAGGCCAGAGCUGCCAGCUUUGGAGGUCCACCACCUCCAACCUUUGUGGGACCAGUCCCACCUCUUCGCCCACCACCUCCUCCAAUGAUGAGACCUGCCUUUGUCCCACACAUCCUGCAGAGACCUGCCGGUCAGAGGUUGCAAAUGAUGCGUGGUCCUCCCAUGGCACCUCCUCUGCCCAGGCCUCCUCCCCCUCCACCUAUGAUGCUCCCUCCUACCCUGCAGGGCCCGACGCCUCAAGGGCCGACCCAAUCCAUUCAGCACAUGCCCCCUACACCUCAGGCCUCUGAUAUGGUCUCUGUGGUCUCAGGCCCACCAAGACCACAGGGACCCCUUCCACAGGUCAAACCCCCACAGUCUGUCAUCCAGGCAGCACCCACCGUAUACUCUGCGCCUCCUGCUCCAGCCGGAAAUAGGAGGAUAGAUGUUCGUGCUCAGAGGCAAGCCAGGAUGGAAGAGCUGGCGGCUCGUGUCGCAGAGCAGCAGGCAGCGGUUAAAGCUGCAGGUCUGCUGGACAAGAAGGACAGUGACGACAUCAGCAGUAGCAGCAGCGUGAUAGGGCCCAGCAUGCCUGAGCCGGAGCCCGUUCACAGUGAGCCUGUGGAAAACACCUCAGAGGACAAGAAGAAAACAAAAUCGGAGAAAAUGAAGAAGUGCAUCCGUACAGCAGCGGGAGUCUCCUGGGAGGAUGCCAGUCUGCUGGAUUGGGAAUCAGAUGACUUUCGCAUAUUUUGUGGUGAUCUGGGCAACGAGGUCAACGAUGACAUACUGGCCAGAGCUUUCAGCAGAUACCCGUCUUUUCUCAAAGCUAAGGUGGUGAGAGACAAACGUACAGGAAAGACCAAAGGCUACGGUUUUGUGAGCUUCAAGGAUCCAAACGAUUACGUCAGAGCCAUGAGAGAGAUGAACGGAAAAUAUGUCGGCAGUCGGCCCAUCAAACUGCGGAAGAGCAUGUGGAAAGAUCGCAACAUGGAUGUGGUUCGCAAGAAACAGAAAGAGAAGAAGAAACUGGGGUUAAGAUAAAAGUAUGUGUGUCUUAAAUAUUUUCAGACGUGAGCGCCAGAUUAUAUCUAAGGAAUGAAAACUGUACAUUAACUAGAGUUUGCUUUUAAACCAGUUCACAUGUACAACAACAGACUCAUAGAUCUCUCACUGUGAUUAAUCUGCAUAGUCUUAUCAGAGCAUCAUGUUGCAGAAAACAUGAAUUUACAGACCUAGGUGCAUGUCUGAAAAUGUGUGCGUGUUAAGUGCCCCAUAGUGUCUCUAGUAUCAGUGAUCAUUUCUUCUUCUUGCCAUCUUGAAUAAAACAAAUAUUUCUAAGUUUUAA
Cynoglossus semilaevis (tongue sole) is the source of this 1507-nucleotide messenger RNA. It is a transcript of the gene rbm42, whose product is annotated as RNA binding motif protein 42. The transcript is spliced from 11 exons. The annotation marks the transcript as partial. Gene Ontology annotation, molecular function: mRNA binding. The record is from RefSeq and is a predicted model, not a curated record. NCBI's taxonomy places the organism in Eukaryota, Metazoa, Chordata, Actinopteri, Pleuronectiformes, Cynoglossidae.